UGCGGGAAAACUGACAGGUUUUCCCGCGUACGAUCUCGUGUGUAUGAACGAAUUGCAUCAGUGGAUAGUAAAAUAAUAUUUUAAUGUAGUGUCAGAAUGAGUUUAGUGCGCUCCAUUGUGGAACGUGAAAAAGGAUCGGCACUGAUACGUGAUUACGAUAUUGCUCUGUACCGUUUGAAAUGCUACCAGGACGAUGUUUAUCGUGGCAUAACUCCUAACACAAAUGCACUCGAUUUUAAUCCAGAACCGCCGGUUUUUGCAUGUCGAUUCUGCAUUACAGAAGGAUACCAACAAAUAAUUGCAUUAGCGAACGAAGAUGGGAAAAUUGCUCUGCAAGACACGAGCAUUAAAGAAGUGUACAACCAGCCAUUGGAAGGGACACAGGCACAUUGUAAUGCAAUAUUUGAUGUUGCCUGGAUGCCAGGUGAAUUAAAAUUGGUAACAGCAUCUGGUGAUCACACUGCUAGAUUAUGGGAUGUAUCUGGUUCUGAAAUCAGAGAAAUUGAUCAUUUUCAUGCACACACAAGGAGUGUUAAGACUGCAGUAUUUCGUUAUCAAGAUCAAGCUGUAUUUGCGACAGGCGCUAGAGACGGUUCUAUAAUGGUAUGGGAUAUCAGAGCAAAUCAUUGUGAACAACGUAAACCAGACAAUUGUAUUGCCAAUGCACAUAAUGUUGGAACCAUGGGAAAUGUACGACAACGUAGAGCACUUAAUCAGGCAUCUAGAGCUCAAAGUAUAACCGGUUUGGCUUUUCAAGAUGAUGUCACUUUAUUGUCGUGCGCAGCCGGUGACGGUUUAAUAAAAGUAUGGGAUUUGCGAAAAAAUUACACUGUUCACAAAAAGGAUCCUGUAGCCAAAUAUACAAUGAACUAUACCGGGCACAGUACAAGAAAUGGAUUCUCAUCGUUGUUAAUAUGUCCCGCGAGAAUCACAUUGUAUGCAAGUUGUAUGGACAAUAUUAUAUACUCAUAUAACAUAUCAUCAUAUAAUCCGAAACCAAUUGCAGAGUUUUAUGGGCAUCAGAAUUGUACAUACUAUGUUAAGACUUGUUUAAGUCCUGAUGGACGUUAUAUCGCCAGCGGUUCCAGCGAUGAACUUGCAUACAUAUGGCGUACAAAUAAGCCAGGAGCGCCAAUAGUACAACUAUCUGGACAUACGGAAGAAGUUACUUGCAUCGCGUGGUGCAGUGUGGGAGAAACCAAAAUAGUAACGUGCUCUGAUGACUCGUGCCAUAGAAUUUGGAGAGUUGGCUAUGAACAUAAAAUAGAUAACGAGGAAGUACAAAUACGUGGUCGUGCUGAAGUUGUCCUUAAUAAGAACCCCUUGGAAAAUUUAAAGUUAGAAACUACGCCAACAGUUACACGGCGUUGGGUUGCAUCUCAAGAAUGUACCCCAGGAUCUGACACCACACCUAAUGCUACUCCUGGUCCAAGUUCUGAUGUUUCCAAUCACACUGAGGGUAAUCAGAUACAGUAUAAUAUGAAUAAUUCAGUGAAGAGAAGUUAUUGUCAAAUGCUGAUGGGAUCAUGGUCCGAAGGGAAAUUCAAAUCCAUCUUGUCACCGAUACAGGAGAAUCACGAAUUCAUAGCAAAACGGGCCCAUUUAGAGAAUCGUGGUGCACGAAGAUUGUUCAGCCCGAGUCACGAUAACAAUCCUCUAUGCAAAGGUUACGAAUCGGACGAACCAAGCACAAGUUCGUCCACUGUAGAAAGUAAAAACGUGGUCCUCUUCUCGCCCACCUUGAAUCUUCCGAAUUUCGUAAUCGAUGGUACAGCGCCGCAUUUACUUCAAAUGUCUCCGGAAAAGUACAAAGAAAACGUCGAUUGGUUGACUAGAAUACGAAGGGAGAAGUUUGAACACAGAUCAGGGAAAUCGAUUUCGGAGAAAUUAUCUAGCCCCGUUUACAACCCAACGCCUGCCAGAAGAAAUAGUAGAUCGCGAUCAACGGAACCGCAGAAAGUAACUAAGCUGCCUAAAAGUUCAGUACCUUCUUUGUUAAACUUUUUCAAGCUUACUGGAAAACAUUGUGAAACGAACACGUGUUGUGAUGACGCUGACGCAGUGACUUCUACUGAAUCUUAAAAGUAAAUCAUUGCUUGUGGUUUGAUUGUAUUUUAAUUGUAAUUUUGUACACAUAAUUCUAGAAACAUUUUAUAAGAUAGCAUCGAAUUGCAUUCUGAGCGUCGAUCAAUGAAUGUGAUAACAAUAUUAACGCAUUUUCUAUUGUCUGUGUUAGGGUACCUUACAACGACAAGGAGUAUCAAUGAGUCUAAAAAAUACGACAAAUUUUAUAAUAUAGCAUAUAAGGUAUCUAAUAUAAACGUG
This is a messenger RNA of Dufourea novaeangliae, 2325 nucleotides long. It is a transcript of the gene l(2)dtl, whose product is annotated as protein lethal(2)denticleless. NCBI's taxonomy places the organism in Eukaryota, Metazoa, Arthropoda, Insecta, Hymenoptera, Halictidae. Gene Ontology annotation, molecular function: protein binding; protein-macromolecule adaptor activity. The record is from RefSeq and is a predicted model, not a curated record. Bases 97 to 2082 code for a protein of 661 amino acids. The transcript is spliced from 8 exons. Gene Ontology annotation, biological process: proteasome-mediated ubiquitin-dependent protein catabolic process; mitotic G2 DNA damage checkpoint signaling. Gene Ontology annotation, cellular component: nucleus.